AUGUAUGAACUGCUUCAGCUCAAGGAGGAGGCAAAGCGAUCCAUUCUAUCUGUCCUUUUCGUCGGCUGGCUGGUGCGAGACAACUACGUGCAAGCCGUGGCGUGUCAGGACGGUCCGAACAAGCUGACGAGGACAACCUGGAGAGCCCUGCGGGACGCGCCGUCCUGCCCAGAGAUGGUCGAUGGCCUUCGAGACGUGCUCACAAGCUGGGAUCUUGAUUCGGCUCACUUUGUCGGCCAUUCUUUCGGAUCCAUCGUCGUGGACUGGAUGUGCAAGAACGCCAAGGAGACGGUCAAAAUCGCAACCUUCCUGUAUCCAGAGCGUUUCUUUCUCAUCAAGCCAAAGGCCUGCCACAACUUGAUGUGCCAGAACCCGGAGACUCCUACACAGCUGCUUCUACACUACUUCGUUGCACUUCGUUGCGCGCGAGCUCUUCAUUACGCGAAUUGCCCGAGAUGGAAGUUUCGAGAGGUGCGCUGGUUGUGCUGUCCGGCGAGGUCUUCAUUGCUCCAGCACAUCCCGUUCGCCGCUAUCCAGCUGGCUGGCUGCAGCAGAGCACAGACACCUUCAGGACUCUUUGAUUUCCGAAUCUCGGACAUGGGGAGAUGA
This is a messenger RNA of Symbiodinium natans, 609 nucleotides long. The record is from the annotation of a GenBank genome assembly. Lineage: Eukaryota; Dinophyceae; Suessiales; Symbiodiniaceae.